CAGAGGACUGGGACUCUGCGAGAAGAGUCAUGGACCCCAAGGACCGAUUACCCUGGCGGUCCCACCCCUCUGUUUAGAGCCAGCCCGUCUGGAAGAACUCAGAGUCGGCCUCGAGAGUAAAGCCCUUCGAGUUUUAAAAGAGGACAAACCCAUCUUAAAUGUCAGUCCACCAUCCACGGGGGCGAGCGACAGCAGGCGAUAAACCUGGAAAUGAGCCUGAAGAGGUGAAGCUGCAGAAUGCCAGCAGACAGAUUGUGCACAAUGCCAUCUUGCAAGCUGUGCGGCAAGUCUCCCAGGAGAGCCAACAGAGAGAAGAAAGAACCCGCGACGGCCGGGGCAGCCUCCAGCUGGGCGUGGGGGAGUUAACCAAGAAGCAUGAGAAGAAGUAACACUGCGGACUUGGCUCUUGUCACAUGCUUGGUUUCCAGUCCUCCUCUUAGCAUAGGAUGUGCCACCAAAAUGUUACCAAUAAAGCAAACCAAAGUGUCAUUGACACCUAGCAGUAGAACGAUUUGCACUAGGCCUGGGCUGAGAAGAGCUGUUUUGAAAAAGUGCAUUAGACAAUUCUGUUUAUAUUUAUGCAGUGCCUCUGAAACAUGAGUGGGGCCAUGACACUAAUUGCAAAAGUAGUUUUGCAGCACAGUUUAUUUUGAAAGUUCUUUAAGAAAACAAAAACAAAACAAAGAAUUCUAGGUCUUGUUUAUUUACUUCCGCCUUUUAUGCAUUCUUCCUGUGAAUUUAAUCAGCAGCCUUUUUGGUUUUGGUUUUUUGUUUUGUUGUUGCUGAAAUACUGAGUACAGUACUGUGUUCUUUAUACGGUUUUGAAAAGACUUACUAGAAAGGUGUGGGAAUGGUUUUAGUCACUUUCAAAUAGGAAACAGAAGGCUUUUACGAUGUAGAUUCAGGCCAAGAUCAAAUUCAGCAAAGGAACAUUACAUCUGAAGACCGAGUCCCUGGGUCUUUGCAAGACAUAUUACUUCUGAAAAAGGAGGAGCUUAGGCUUUUCAAGGACUUAGUCUUUUAGCCUUGAUUCUUUACAUAUUUUGGUAGUUGUUGUUUAUGCUCUAUGUAGAAAUCCUUUGGGGAUAGUAUGGAUUUGUAUUUCCAUCUCAAAGGUACAGUAAGACAAGGGAGUCUAUAAGCAUGCAUUGACAGUGACUCAGUGUUUUAGCAGCCCCAUGAAGAACAACUAGAAUUGUAGAUGCAGUAAACAGCUGUCCCUCCCGCGGAUAUGUACACUUAGCUCUGAUUUUAGGGUGCAGCAUCCUUGGAAGGAACUUUGGGACCUUAGACAUGUGUCAUCAUUGGACUGCGGAUUUACACUAGUACCUUUACCUUACUUAUAGGAACUUUCCUCAUUCACAAGUUAGAUUUUUUUUAAAAAAAGAUGAUUAAAAUCAUAGGAC
Messenger RNA from Tupaia belangeri chinensis (Chinese tree shrew), 1406 nucleotides. It is a transcript of the gene AKAIN1, whose product is annotated as A-kinase anchor inhibitor 1. The record is from RefSeq and is a predicted model, not a curated record. Lineage: Eukaryota; Metazoa; Chordata; Mammalia; Scandentia; Tupaiidae. The transcript has 2 exons. The coding region runs from base 159 to 389 and encodes 76 amino acids.